This is a messenger RNA of Durusdinium trenchii, 474 nucleotides long. NCBI's taxonomy places the organism in Eukaryota, Dinophyceae, Suessiales, Symbiodiniaceae. The record is from the annotation of a GenBank genome assembly.
AUGGCGAAGCAGACGGUGACGACGCGGGUGAAGUCGAGCAAACUCACGGAACAACAUCCAUGGGUGGAGAUCGUGUUCCGACUCUUGGGCAGUUUUGGUUCGACAGUGCUCUUUGGAGUUCGACUGGUGAUCGCCGAGUUCCUCUUCGGGAUCAUGGCUUGGGUUCCGGUGAAGGCGGUCGGGGCCGUGUUGGCGAUGGUGCCCUUGGCCUACACCGGGCGAAAGAACCUGGAGAGCCUCAUGAGUUGCAAGACCAGACAGGAAGUGCUCGCAGAGUUCACUAAGCUUGUGAGCAUGAGUGGUCCAUUUCUUUGGUUUGGCCUUCGGUGCUUGGACUGGGAGCUUGGAGUACGAGCGAUGAUUGGCGCUUUGCUGUUCAAUUUUGCCUUGUUGCUGACCAGACUGAUCCUACACAGUCAGAAAAGUAACAAGGUCAGCGAGAAGGAGGAGAAGAAGAAAUCCUCCAAGAAGUGA